This is a messenger RNA of Metarhizium acridum CQMa 102, 1614 nucleotides long. RefSeq lists its product as uncharacterized. The record is from RefSeq and is a predicted model, not a curated record. Lineage: Eukaryota; Fungi; Ascomycota; Sordariomycetes; Hypocreales; Clavicipitaceae. Gene Ontology annotation, molecular function: UDP-glycosyltransferase activity.
AUGGCUGAAGCGCCUCGCACGAUUCUGCUCGUCGUCACUACCGGCGGCUUCACACACGCGGCGCCGGUUCUGGAACUAGGCAAAGUUCUCUCCGCCCGCGGCCACAACAUCGAGUUUGCCACUCUCGACGGCCAAGAGGGCUGGAUCAGCGGCUAUGAAUUCGUCAGCAGAGUCCAUCUUCUCGGGCCGGGCCCAACAGAGGAGCAAAUGGACAGUCAUUACCUUCGCAUGCGUGACUGGGACAUGUCCAAGGGGAUAGCAGCCGCCAUGGAGUCCAAGUUCAUGUUCGACUCGUUCUGGCCCCAGACGUAUAGAGGCUUGAAGGCCAUCAUGGAAGACGGCUCCGGUGCGAAACCUAGCAUGAUGGUGGCAGACUUCUUCGCCGACGCCGUCAGGGACAUGCACUUUGAGUACCAUGUGCCCCUGGCCGUGGUGUGGCCACAGAUGCCCCCUCUCAUGUUUCCCUGCCCCUACAUACCGGGCGAGCCAGGCUUCCAAAUAGAGGGGACCUUGACGUCGGAAGAUGCGUCCAUGUGGUUGCGGUUCAGAAACGAGUGGGUGGUGGUUCGGGCGCUGCCGCACAUCUCGAAGCUGUCCAGCCUCACCAGGGCCAUGCGCAGGAAGGCCGGCGUCGAACAUGACUUGCCGAGCCCCACGAAGCCAGAUUACCUGGUGCUGGUCAAUUCGUUUUACGGGCUGGAGAUCCCAAAGGACCUGCCGCCUCUGUGCGCGCCGGUAGGACCGGUUCUGAGCGACGAGUUUCCUCCCCUGGACGAUGCCACGGACAAGUUCCUCGCCGGACACGGCAAGACGGUGUACAUUGCGCUGGGUACGCACGUCAUCCUCACGGACCGCGACACGGCCAAGAUUGUCGACGGGCUGCUGCGACUCCUUGCAGAAGGCCUGGUUGACGGCGUGAUUUGGGCAGUGGGCAGAAGCGGCCGCCAGGACAUGGACGGCAGCCACGCAUUCGAGCACCGGGGCCGGACUCUGCGGCUGGGGGACUUGAUCGACGGCAGACACCCAGACUGGCUGUUCACCCUGUUCGCUCCCCAGCGGGCUGUACUGGACAGCGACUCGGUGUGUCUGUACCUUACCCACGGCGGCGGCUCCAGCGCCAACGAGGGCGUCUACCACGGAAAGCCGAUGCUGGCCAUGGGCAUCUUCUCGGACCAAGUCGCAAACAUGACGCGUCUUGUGGCGGCCGGUGUGGCCGAGCCGCUGAACAAGUUCCGCUUCACGUCGGACGAACUGUACACCAAGGCGCGGAAGAUGCUGCGAGACGAGCAGGGCCUCUAUGCGAGGAACGUGCUGAGGCUGCGGCGCAUUGCCCGUGUGGCCGCCCGUCGAAAGCACCACGCGGCCGAUUUGAUGGAGGAGCUGAUGUACGACGCCGAGCUGAGGUUCCGGGGAGACGGGGAGCUGCGGCCCAUGCAUUUGCAGACUGCGGACGCGAGAAUGCCCUUUUACAAGGCUAGAAACUGGGACCUGAUGGCUGCUGGAGCCGUUGUAGUUGCUGCAGUGUCGGGCCUUGGGAUUACUCUGGGGAGGGCGUUGUGGAUGCAGAGGAAGCUGGUCAAGAGCUCGGUUGAAUCCCUAUUUUCAGCUUCUUGA